AUGGUAAACCCGGUACAACAUUACUAUUUCUCUCUUCUGUCUUCUCCUCAACUGGGUUCUUCACCUCAAUCAGUUGUGUACGCCCCGCUCCCAUCACAACUACAAACACAAUCGAAGGAGACACAGACCCAACUACAAGAAUCGCACGCUUCGCCCACAACAUCUCCCUACUCACGCCAAAAACAACAAGCACAACGAAACACCACUCCACGUACUCAACUUCACUCUCAACCAGAAUCUCAUCGUCAUCUCCUCUCACCAUCCAUACCAUCCGCUUUUCAAACCGAACAUCAACAGAUAUUGAAUGCAUCACAUGCUCCGCAAUUGAAUUACAAUACCGUUGUAUCUUCAAAUCAAUAUUCAGUCUCAUCCCCAUUUCCUGAUCUUGCAAAUCGCCCCUCUCCCUUUCUUUUCCCGGGAUUACCUACGCUCCACUCUUCCUCGCCAUAUACAUCUACAUCUACAUCGGCUUCUUUUUCCACACCCCCUUCCUCCUCUUUCGGUUCGCAUUCCGAUUCCGAUUCCGAUCUAGAAACUGGCAUCGAAGACAAUAGGAGAAACAGAUUGCCAAGGAUCCACGCCCAAGAACUCGCAGUGCAGAGGGCGCACCACAUGUGUGCUUGGUUUACGGUGGUUAUGCUUGGGAUUUUGGGGGUCGUGGGGAUCGUGCGGUGGGUGGUUUAUGGAUGA
This is a messenger RNA of Botrytis byssoidea, 690 nucleotides long. RefSeq lists its product as uncharacterized. NCBI's taxonomy places the organism in Eukaryota, Fungi, Ascomycota, Leotiomycetes, Helotiales, Sclerotiniaceae. The transcript has a single exon. The coding region runs from base 1 to 690 and encodes 229 amino acids. The record is from RefSeq and is a predicted model, not a curated record.